AAUACGACGCAGAAGUCUAUAAAGAUAUGUCUGUGUCAAAAAAUAUUCAAAGUAGCGAUUACAAUGAUGACGAAUUGGUGCCCCCUGAGUGGCUGGAUGUAUGGUUCAUCGCCAAGGCUCUCAGGGAUCACCAUGCGGAUCCCGAUUUAAAGGUAUUAGAGGUUAUUUUUUCCCCGGCCACAGCCAAGGGUGACCACUAUGCCAGUAUCAUGUUCCGGGCCAAGGUGAGGUACGCCACACCACGGGGUGGAGAGCUAACCACGUCACUGAUUAUCAAAACUAUGCCGGUGGCGGAGGGUCACAAGAAGGACAUGAUUGCAGGAUCGCCCAUUUUUAUAACUGAGGUGGGAAUGUAUACCAAGGUACUACCAGAACUGGAAAGAAUUCUGCUCCAGGCGGGGGAUCACACGAAGCUUUUCGUUGAAUGCAUUUAUCAUAGCAUGGAACCUCACCAAGUGCUGAUUUUUAAGGAUCUAGUUGAUAUGGGCUACUUUGUUCCAAGGGACCGAGGAAUCACCGAGGCUGAGAUACGCCUUGCAUACUUUAAACUGGCCAAAUUGCAUGCCGCCAGUCUCAAGGUGCAGAAUGAGAGCCCUCAGCUGAUAAAAGGUUUUACCCAUGGAUUGUUUGAAAUGCCCCACGUAUUGCAAGAGCCAUUCUUAAAAACCGGAAUGGUGUUCUUUAUUGAACUCUUAGACAGAGAACCGGAACUAAACAAGUACAAACCGUACUUUGAAAGUAUUGGCACUGAUUUCCUGGAGAGACUGAUAGAAGAGUGGAAGCAAUUCCGUAACAACCCACCAGCGGAUCCAUUCACGACUCUGUGUCAUGGAGACUUUCACCUUCGCAAUAUGAUGUUUAAGUACGAGAUGGAAUCCUUUGAGGACGUCAUGCUAUUGGACUUCCAAAUCAGCAAUGUCUACCCCCUGACAAUCGAUCUGGUGUAUUCCAUUUACAUGCUUAUGGAGCCCGAAUUCCGGUGGAACCACUGGGAGGACCUCAUAAACUAUUACUACUCGGUUUUUAAGGAAACUCUGGGGAAAAUUUGUUAUAAAGGGGAAAUGCCAACUCUAGCCGGUCUUUGGCAGCGGAUGCAUCAGCAUAAAUACUAUGAGUUCUUCCUUCUAAGCACUUUUGUGCCUUUUAUGUGGGCCCUCAAAGAUAAUUCCGAGGACUUCGGGGACAUUUUGCAAAACGAAGACAAACGUAGGUUGUGUUCAUUUUCGAAAGGCUAUAUUAACGAUGUCAAAAUAAUACUCGCACGAAUGGAUAAGUUGGGUUAUUUUGAGAAGACAUAAAUGGAUUUAUCUUUUGAACUAAGACUAUAAAAGAAUUUAAAAUAAAAACCAUUCCCUACACAUCUAAA
Drosophila bipectinata is the source of this 1366-nucleotide messenger RNA. RefSeq lists its product as uncharacterized. NCBI's taxonomy places the organism in Eukaryota, Metazoa, Arthropoda, Insecta, Diptera, Drosophilidae. The record is from RefSeq and is a predicted model, not a curated record.